This is a messenger RNA of Mugil cephalus (flathead mullet), 2246 nucleotides long. RefSeq names its product chemokine XC receptor 1-like. The transcript has a single exon. Lineage: Eukaryota; Metazoa; Chordata; Actinopteri; Mugiliformes; Mugilidae. Gene Ontology annotation, molecular function: chemokine receptor activity. Gene Ontology annotation, biological process: G protein-coupled receptor signaling pathway; chemotaxis; immune response. Gene Ontology annotation, cellular component: membrane. The coding region runs from base 754 to 1797 and encodes 347 amino acids. The record is from RefSeq and is a predicted model, not a curated record.
AUAUAUUCACAUAGUUUGAAUUUGGAUGAACAAUUUAGGAAAGAGAUGAUCAAAAUUCGAAACCACGCUGUUAAAACUUGAAAGUGCUGUUUGAAAUUCUGGCAAUGGGUGUUGCCAAAUACAAAAUACACGUCUGAAAGUGUGUAAUGAACUGUGGUUAAUACCGUGAUGUGCCAUGUGUGUGCGGUUGUAAGCAUCAUGAUAUGCAUGAAUUGCAGGGUAGUGAGCAUUUUUGAUAUGGCAACAUGUUUAACUGAGAUAAAGUCAGUGACCACACACCUCUUUGACCUCUACACUAAGAUUAGCCUUUUCUUUCUCAUUCCCUUUCUUGUAAUCACAUUCUGCGAUGUUCACAUGUGGAUAACUGUCGCACAGCUGAGGAUAAACACACUUCAUCAGCCUUCGAGAGUCAGUUUUUUUUUUUUUUUUUUCUGCUCCUGGCAACACCACAGACUUCGCUCUGUCCCUUAUGCACCUGGGUUAUCUGGAAUACAGUCAAUUCUUUCGCGGCACAAACUUCUUAGCCCGUGUCAUUCAUGUCCUGGUCGACCUCCGCUGCUGCCUGAACUUUCUGUUCCAUGUAUUUAGAGCACGAAGGUUUAGAAAGUAUUUCCACAUCUCAUGUAGCACGUCAUCUCAAGGAAUAGAGGAAGUGGGUCAAAACGCAAUUUCAGUGUCUUAACUAAUCUACACGAUGUUACCGAAUACUGACCAACCAUUCCUCUUGCCUAAACACUUCACAGAGAACCUGCGAUGGCAAACGUCUCCACAGUGACCGAUGAUGGAGACAAUGGUACAGAUCAGACUGUAUAUUUGUGUGACUAUUCUGACUUUUCAACCGUCAGCGGUGCCUUCUUCAUCCUCAUCUUCAUCAUCAGUGCGACUGCCAACUGCGUCCUCUUGUGCGUCGUUUUUCUCUACGAAAACCUGAAAAAUGUCACAAACAUGUUCGUCCUGAACCUGGCUUGCUCGGAUUUGGUCUUCACCGUCACACUUCCGUUCUGGGGCGUCUAUCACCUUCACCACUGGGUGUUCGGGGACUUUUUGUGCAAAUUUAUCACUGCGGCAUAUUUUCUCAGCUUGUACAGCAGUGUCAUUCUCCUGACUGCCAUGACGGUGGAUCGUUUCGUGGCGGUGGUGUUGCACAACUACCCGAGCAACCGUGUGACCAGGAAGAGGUGUUUAAUUGGAGCCUGUGUGGGUGCAUGGGUCAUCAGCGUUGGCGCAUCACUGAGUGAUGGUAUCUCAACACAGGUGGAGUACUGGGACGAUAUUUACUUAUGUGAGGCUCAUUCUGAUGGCUCUGAUACCGACGUGGCGUAUUACCUCCAAGCCUCACUGCUUUUCUUCCUCCCGUUUGCCAUCAUUAUUGUCUGCUAUUCCAGCAUCCUCAAGACAGUUGUGCAGGCUUCCAACAGAAAAAGAUACAGGACAGUAGUCGUGGUGUUGUGCAUUGUUGCAGUCUUCUUCAUCUGCUGGGGGCCGUACAGUUUUUUACUCUUGAUCAAGAGGCUCUACAAACCCAACGACUGUGAGGCAAAGGAGCGGUUGGACGUUGCCUAUCAAAUCUGUCGCUUAUUUGCCUUCUCUCAUUGUUUUAUGAACCCUUUGCUGUACAUGCUCUCAGGAAAGAUGCGAAGACACUUGUUGCAUCUUCUGCACCUCAAGAGGAAGUGGGGGACGCACGCGGAGAGAAGCACCGGGCACAGCACGGGCUUUCAGGACGUUUUAUAUACGGCACAAACCUCUGCUGUCACUUUUACACAGAAAUCAAACAGAGGAUCACAGCUGAAAUGAAAUGUCAGCCGUGGGUCUGAUUGGAGGUUUGUUUGUUUUAUUAUUAUAGAGCAACAACUCGGAACACAGGUUCACUUAUGUUUGUACAUAUUGUUAUAUAUAUUUCUUAUAUUUUUAUAUUAUCUUACUUAUCCUUAUUGCCUACAUUGCUCUGCUGCUGUAACAAAAGGUAAUUUCCCCCUGGGAUCAAUAAAGUAAUUCAGAUUCUGAUUCUUUUCUGCGAGUCGAGUAAAAUUCGCACUAAUGUUUUUUUUUUCUUUUCUUUGAAAGGAAUGUUUGCUGAUGUACACUGUCCCUGCUUAAAUAAAGAAAUAGAUACACUGAAAUUUAAAUGUUGACUUGUAUGAUGUACGAUGACUGCAGUAAUAACAUUUAGUUCAAACCCAUAAAAUCUGUUUUCACUUUUCUUCUUCACGGACAACUUCCGGCGCGUCAUAAAAAGCUGGAUU